UAGGUGUCAAGUUGUCAACCAUAAAAAAUGAUGGGUUUGUGAUGCCGUGUCAAAUUAGAAGUUGUGUGCAAGUAAUAUAUAUCUUCAAAGUUCAAAAUUCCCAAGUGCAACAUAUAUUGUUGCCAUUGCCAAGUUCCAACUAAAGAUGGGAGAACCGAGAGAAAGGUAUGCAGUGGUGACUGGAGCAAACAAAGGAAUUGGAUUUGAGAUAGUUAAGCAGUUAGCUUCAGCUGGGAUCAAAGUGGUGCUUACUGCAAGAGAUGAGAAAAGAGGUCUUCAAGCUUUGGAAACACUCAAAUCCUCUGCUUUAUCUGACUUUGUUAUUUUUCAUCAACUAGAUGUUGCUGAUUCUGCAAGUGUAGCCUCUCUUGCAGAUUUUGUCAAAUCCCAAUUUGGCAAACUUGAUAUUCUGGUUAACAAUGCUGCGAUUAGCGGAGUUGACAUUAAAGACAGAGAUUUAUUCAGUUCAAUAAUCCUUACAAAUGGGGCAGUAUCUGAUGAUGAGUUGAGAAGGGCAACGACAGAAACAUAUGAGACAGCUAAAGAAUGUUUGCAAAUAAAUUAUCAUGGAGCUAAAACAACAUUUGAAUACCUUCUUCCCCUUCUCCAAUUAUCUGAUUCACCAAGAGUUGUUAAUGUUUCAUCAUAUUUGGGUGAGAUAGAGCGUGUAUCAAAUGAAUGGGCCAAAGGAAUCUUUAGUGAUGUUGAUAACCUUACAGAAGAGAGAAUAGAUGAAGUGUUAAAGGAGUUUAUCAAAGAUUAUGAAAAAGGGUCUCUAGUAAGAAAAUGUUGGCCUAGAUAUUUUGCUCCCUAUACCGUUUCUAAAGCUUCUUUGAAUGCAUAUACAAGAAUUAUUGCAAAGAAAUAUCCUACCUUUUGCAUCAAUUGUGUUUGUCCUGGUUAUGUCAAGACAAAUAUGACUGCUAAUACAGGUAUCUUAAGAGUAGAAGAAGGUGCUGCUAAUCCUGUUAGGUUAGCAUUACUUUCCAAUGGCAGUCCAUCCGGCCUUUUUUAUAAUCAGAAUGAAGUCUCUUCAUUUUGAGUGAUACUAUAUGUUGUACAAUUUUGUGUUUCGACAACGUGGUAAACUGGAAUAGGUGUCAAUAUUUAGUGUCUGAUAUAACUCAUUGAAGACUUAAACCGUCAAUAAUUUAUUGGGGGCUAAAAACCUUCAAUAGUGUUAUUUUUUUUUUGUUGGUACAAACAAUCAAUAAGUGUUAUUUAAGUCUGUCAAUAAAUUGAAGUAUUCUUGUAUAUCUGUUUGCAUUGAAUAAGCUGAUUGCAUGUUUGUUCUU
Messenger RNA from Trifolium pratense (red clover), 1295 nucleotides. Its product is annotated as (+)-neomenthol dehydrogenase-like. Gene Ontology annotation, cellular component: membrane. The transcript is spliced from 5 exons. NCBI's taxonomy places the organism in Eukaryota, Viridiplantae, Streptophyta, Magnoliopsida, Fabales, Fabaceae. The record is from RefSeq and is a predicted model, not a curated record. Gene Ontology annotation, molecular function: oxidoreductase activity. Bases 146 to 1042 code for a protein of 298 amino acids.